This is a messenger RNA of Tachysurus vachellii, 1096 nucleotides long. RefSeq names its product ciliary microtubule-associated protein 2-like. The transcript has 9 exons. The record is from RefSeq and is a predicted model, not a curated record. NCBI's taxonomy places the organism in Eukaryota, Metazoa, Chordata, Actinopteri, Siluriformes, Bagridae. The coding region runs from base 1 to 1029 and encodes 342 amino acids.
AUGGACGAAAUAAGGUUUCAAGGGGCCCCUUUUGGAACUCGUUCAGCCAGGUUUGAAGUAAAUUCUGCAAACAAGAGAAUGGGAACAGACACUCAGCUGCCCUACUACAAGAGAAUGGUAAGUGACUGGAACACCAAGGUUGGUCCAGGCACAUACAGGAUCCCCAGUUUCACUGAGGAACUAGAAAAGAAACCUGGCAGCUUGAGAGGAAUCUGUGAGACCAGAGAGAAGCGUUUUAAAGACUGCCAGAGCUCUACCCCAGGACCAGGUACUUACGGUAAAGGCGGAAUCCCUUCUGCGGCACUGGAGGAGAAGGAGAGAAUGUCUGUGGGGACCUGUCCUUCAAUGGGCCACGCCGAUCAAAAUCGCUUUCAUACAAACACUGUGGACAGUAGUUUGGGCCCAGGUAUAUACAAUCUGAAAAGCUCUACUGAACUGAUACUGAGUCGCAGAGUCAGUAAAAGAAGCCCAUAUGACUUGUCCACUGGUAACGGAAACAUCUUCACUCACCCUAAAUGGGUGAGUCCAGACCCAGGCACCUACCCCAAAGAGUUGCCCAAGUUUGGUAAAGAGCUACAGAAGCCUGAGAAGAAGAAACAUGGGGUGUUUGGUAGUAGGGAGCAAUACCCUGCCACCCCUACUGAGAGAAUCUACCUAUCCACUUUGUCUCAGUUCCCACGGGCUGCGACAUCUCCCGGCCCAGGUUGGUAUAAUGUUAUUCCUAUCACUUCCACAUAUCGAUUGGGAAGUGGCAAACAAGCCCCAUUCCUCUCCACUGCUCCACGGAUGAGCAAGAAGACGCAAAUGCUGAUAAAUAAAAACCAUAAUCCAGUUGGGCCUGGUCGCUACAAUAUAGCAGAGUUGAUUCUGAGCAAGAACAAAAACAGUCAUAUAUCAUCAUUUAUGUCAGGUACCCAGCGCUACCUACACUGCCCCAAAAGAGACAAGUACAUCCAGGAGAGACUCAGGCCUAUCAAUGUUCCGUUGGACAGAUCACUUCUCAUACAGCCAGGGAAUCACUUCAUAUGAGCAAGCAAUCCAAGGGGUCAGUAUUUGAGCUUUUAAAUGUUCCAGUGAACUAAUACCAAAAUAUUGA